Cynocephalus volans (Philippine flying lemur) is the source of this 2160-nucleotide messenger RNA. It is a transcript of the gene NYAP2, whose product is annotated as neuronal tyrosine-phosphorylated phosphoinositide-3-kinase adaptor 2. Lineage: Eukaryota; Metazoa; Chordata; Mammalia; Dermoptera; Cynocephalidae. The coding region runs from base 1 to 2160 and encodes 719 amino acids. Gene Ontology annotation, biological process: phosphatidylinositol 3-kinase/protein kinase B signal transduction; neuron projection morphogenesis. The record is from RefSeq and is a predicted model, not a curated record. The transcript has 6 exons.
AUGAUAUCCUCCAACAUGAGUUCUAAUCCUGAGGAAGACCCUUUGGAUACAUUUCUCCAGUAUAUUGAGGAUAUGGGCAUGAAGGCAUACGAUGGCUUGGUUAUUCAGAACGCAUCAGACAUCGCCCGAGAGAAUGAUCGCUUGAGAAAUGAAACCAACAUGGCCUAUUUGAAAGAGAAAAACGAAAAACGCCGAAGACAAGAAGAAGCAAUCAAGCGCAUAGGUGGAGAAGUAGGUCGCAGCCACGAAGGGAGUUACGUGGGCAAACAUUUCCGCAUGGGCUUCAUGACAAUGCCUGCUCCUCAGGACAGACUCCCACAUCCUUGUUCCAGUGGCUUCUCUGUGAGAUCACAGUCUCUGCACUCUGUUGGGGGUGCAGACGAUGACAGUAGCUGUGGUUCCCGAAGACAGCCACCACCCAAGCCCAAGAGGGACCCCAGCACCAAGCUGAGCACCUCAUCGGAGACGGUUAACAGCCCAGCAGCCAGCAAGAGCAGCAAGCCCCCCGAGAGGACUGAAGUGUCAGCCAAACCAAGACCCCACAGUGAUGAAUAUUCAAAGAAGAUUCCUCCUCCUAAACCCAAACGGAAUCCAAACACUCAGCUGAGCACGUCUUUCGAUGAAACUUACAUCAAAAAGCACGGGCCCAGGAGGACGUCGCUGCCUCGCGAGGCCUCCGUGUCGCAGGUCAGCAGCCCCGCGGGAGACCCCGAAGAGGAGGAGCCCGUGUACAUCGAGAUGGUGGGAAACAUCCUCAGAGACUUCAGGAAAGACGACGACGACCAGAGCGAGGCCGUCUACGAGGAAAUGAAAUACCCCAUUUUUGACGACUUAGGCCAAGACUCCAAGUGUGACUUUGACCUUCACAGUUGCUCUUCGCAGUGUGCUACGCCCACGGUGCCUGACUUGGACUUCGCCAAGUCCUCUGUGCCAUGCACUCCUAAGGGUCUGCUGUGUGACAUCCCCCCGCCCUUUCCCAACCUGCUCUCUCACCGACCCCCCCUGCUGGUGUUCCCACCGGCCCCUGUGCAUUGCUCCCCCAAUUCCGACGAGUCUCCCCUCACCCCACUGGAGGUCACGAAGCUUCCCGUGCUGGAAAACGUGUCUUACAUGAAGCAGGCGGCUGGAGCGUCUCCGUCCUCACUGCCACCCCAUACCUCCGGCCAUCCCAAACUGGAGAAAGACCAGGCCGGUGGGGCCCUAGGAUCUGCUUCUGCCACUCCAGUGCUGUCCUCGUCCCCGCCGCCCCCUUCCACUUUGUACCGAACCCAGUCUCCCCAUGGCUAUCCGAAAAGUCAUUCCACCUCCCCGUCCCCUGUCAGCAUGGGGAGGUCCCUGACUCCCCUGAGCCUCAAAAGGCCUCCCCCCUACGACGCUGUGCAUUCAGGCAGCCUCUCAAGGGGCUCUCCAUCAGUGCCUCAUUCCACCCCCAGACCCGUGUCGCAGGAUGGGGCAAAGAUGGUCAACGCUUCGGUGAACACCUACGGGGCGCCUCCCAGCGGCUCUCGGUCCAGGACGCCCACGAGCCCUUUGGAGGAGCUGACCAGCCUCUUCACGUCGGGACGGAGCCUGCUGAGGAAGUCGUCCAGUGGCCGCCGCUCCAAAGAACCUGCAGAGAAAUCAACAGAGGAGCCGAAAGUCCGAAGCCACAGCACAGAACCGUUACCAAAGCUGGACAGCAAAGAGAGAGGACACCAUGGGCCUUCUUCCUCCAGAGAGCCUGUCAAAGCUCAGGAAUGGGAUGGUACUCCGGGUCCACCUGUGGUCACCAGUAGACUGGGAAGAUGCUCUGUGAGCCCCACUUUGUUGGCAGGAAACCACAGUUCAGAACCCAAGGUGAGCUGCAAGUUAGGCCGGUCUGCGUCCACGUCAGGUGUGCCCCCUCCGUCAGCGACUCCUCUCAGGCAAGCCAGCGACCUGCAGCAGAGCCAGGUGGCAUGCAUGCAGUGGUUUCAUGGAGACCAUACAAUGCUUGAGAUGAUUGAGAAAAAGCGUUGCUUGUGCAAGGAAAUAAAGGCUAGACAGAAAACGGAAAAGGGCCUUUGCAAACAGGAUAGCAUGCCUAUCCUGCCCAGCUGGAAGAAGAACGCAGGUGCAAAGAAGUACAGCCCUCCACCCUAUUCUAAACAGCAAACGGUAUUCUGGGAUACUGCCAUAUGA